Messenger RNA from Tachysurus fulvidraco (yellow catfish), 2590 nucleotides. RefSeq names its product synaptogyrin-3-like. Bases 70 to 768 code for a protein of 232 amino acids. Gene Ontology annotation, cellular component: synaptic vesicle membrane; neuromuscular junction. Lineage: Eukaryota; Metazoa; Chordata; Actinopteri; Siluriformes; Bagridae. The transcript is spliced from 4 exons. The record is from RefSeq and is a predicted model, not a curated record.
UCGUGCACGCGCACGGGGCUGUUCAGAUCCCGAGCGUAGAGAGAGCGCGUGAAGAGGAGGACGGUACUGAUGAUGAUGGUGAUGAUGAUGAUGAACGGGACGGGUUCGUACGGAGCGGGCAGAACCGGGGAGGAAUUCGACCCCAUCACCUUCGCCAAGAGACCGCAGACCAUCUUACGGUUCCUGUCCUGGGUUUUCUCCAUGGUGGUAUUUUGCUCCAUUGUAAACGAAGGCUACGUGAACAUGGGCAGCGAGCGCCUGCACUGUAUGUUCAACAAAAACGAAGACGCCUGCAAUUACGGCAUCAUCAUCGGUGUGUUGGCGUUUUUAGCGAGCCUGUGCUUCCUGGCCCUGGACGUCUACUUCCCUCAGAUCAGCAGCGUUAAGGACCGGAAGAGAGCCGUGCUACUGGAGAUUGGCUUCUCAGGACUUUGGGCGUUUCUGUGGUUUGUUGGAUUUUGCUUUCUGGCCAAUCAGUGGAGUCGCACUUCACCUAACGAACUGCCACUGGAGCAGGCGUCAGACGCAGCACGAGCCGCCAUCGCCUUCUCCUUCUUCUCCAUUCUCACCUGGGCGGCGCUGACGAUGUUGGCAGUGCAGAAAUUUCUGCUCGGAACCGACAUGACUCUCUUCACCUCCGCCGAAGCCCCCAAACAGCAGUAUCCUUCCAACGACGCAAUCCAUCAGACCACCAUCGACAAGAGCCCAACGCUGAUCGAGACGGUGGAGACACGCCCACCCGGAUACCAGAUCCCACCCGCUUUUUAAUCUUCUGGCCAAUGAGAAGCAGUGGACAGUGUGGCUUCCCUCCUAGGCUCAGUUGCAGUACUGUUUUCAAUGCAACCUCGUCGAUCUCCCCUUCGCUAUUUCUGGAACAAUCCACGCUAACGAUUCAUCACUCUUUCUACAGCGGAAAGAAGGAGUUACGCAAACAAAGAGCAAUAUGUUAUUUCUAAAACAGUAUAGAAUCCACUACAAUUGAACUAGGUUUGUAUUUUUAAAGUAGUUUACCGCUUUAUUACUUUAUCAUGCAGACUAGUCUCUUAGAACGAUAACUAGAUAGCAAUCGAGCUAUGUAGCACGCCUGCUAGCGAGGAACAUAACUUAAUGAAGUACCAAACUACGAUGAAGUUGUUCGCUAGCUUAGUAAAGUGCUAAACUAGCACAGAGUCAUAAAAGAUUCUGUCUGAUUCACGUUGGGUCGGUAAAGUUAACUCCUCUCCGGUAGAUUAGUGCUAGAACUAGUUAUCUAGUAAAGUUAGAACUACACUGUGGUAGUUUUUUUUUUAAAACAGGUAUCUAAUUACUCCGUUGUAGUUUAACUUACUAAGUUAUCUAUCCAACAUGCUAGCCAGUUGUCAAAUGAGUAACUUACUAACAAUUACUAGAUAGCUUCUAAGCACACACGUAGCAUGUAGCACACGUGCUAGCUAGUUAGAGAGCAUAGAAAUGCUGUAAACAUGCUACAAUACAAUAUGGUUAUACUUAGAGUAACUUAGAUGAAGUUACGUUUAAAAAAAACAUGUAUAAUAUUUAAUUUGCUUCAUUAAAAUUCAGUUUGGCGACAGUUUACUGCCUUCGGUAUCUUAUUCACGCGAAUAACUAGCGUGCUAGCGUGCCGUCAUACGUGUGACCUUUAAUGAGAGUUAGAUAGUAAACAGGCUGCGUAGUGAACGAACAAACGCUCGUUUCUCUGUGUGCUGUUUAACGAAAUAAAAAAGAUAAAGUACAAACAGACAAAGAAAUCAACUGCAAACCCCCCCCCCCCCACACACACUUUAGUCUCGGGUCGUCGAUGUGGCCGUGUUUAAAGCAGUACUGAAAUGCACGAGUAUUGUAACGUUUCCUUUUCUCUUGUCUUUUUUGUUUAAAGGGCUUCUCUGUUUAAAUGAAAUAUUAAACAUAACGUAAUGAAAUAAAUAAUGACUUUAACGAUCACUUAUUUGAGUCAAAUUGUAAAUUGUUAUCUCUCUAGUUUAAUAAUCCCGAUUAAGGAGCCGAGGGACAAAAUGCAGUGUAAAAAACAAUAUAUUAAACAUCUAUUAAAGCUAUUAAAUAUAAUCUAUAUAAAGUUCUAUAAGUUAUAUGUAUAAAGUAUUUUGUUUCUUAGGCCAAAGUUUCUGAGCGCAAAUCCUGUACUGCUGUAGGCUUUAUGUGUUUAUACAUUAUUCAUUUUAUUCUAAAAACGAAAGUCAAUUAUUUAUUGUAUUUAUUUUAACGAGACCAAACUACAAUUAGAACGUUAAUAUCACCCCAUUUAGUGUGUAUGAGUUGGAGGGGCGGAGCUAAGAGGGAGGGGCCAUUUUAAAGCAUCAACAAUGUGUUUAUUCCUGAAUGACAAAAUGACAUUGCUGUCUUAAAGAGUCCUGAUGAGAGCAUCUCCACCUGUGUGUGUGUGUGUGUGUGUGUGUGUGUGUGUGUGUGUGUGUGUGUGUGUGUGUGUGUGUGUGUGUGUGUGUGUUGUCAGUAUUACUGCAUGAUAAGACUAACCAUAGAAACACCUACAUCCUAAAAAUACCAUUUUAGCAUUUAGAGAGGAGAAGAAACGUGUUGGUGAAUCUCUGACUGAAUAAACACUCUUUCUGCAAGA